AUGGAGCAUUUGCAAGUUCGAUUUAGGGCGGCGUUUCAGGUCACACCAGAAGCCGGUUAUAGAAGACUUGAAUGGAAAUGUGACUGUGGGGAAAACUUGUAUGGUGAUUUCCCCGCAGGCAAUGAAAACGAGUUGAGGGCAGUGGAACAAUUGGAGAAAGAACUCAAGCUGAACUGUAAAAUCAUUUGGGGUAAGCGACCAUUGUCCACAUUUGAGAGAGACAUCAUAGCUCUUGCUGGUGGAGCGCCCGUCCUCCAGUCGCAACACAGUUCGGGAUCUAUCAAAACGAAGGGUCAGUCUACAUCAUAUCCAAUGACCAACUUACGGAACCACCAGGCACAAAAUAUACGGGAAGAGGCACGGUCGCCAAUCAGACUUCGAAGAUUAGCGGAGGAGCGUGGUCAACUUGGCAACCGCUCUUGGAGGUAUCUCGAGCUAUGCUUCAAUUCUGGAAAACACCAAAUUCAGCACGCAGAACUUGAUGUGACUCACCACACGACAACGGACCAUACUUUCUUUCAGAAGAUAAAAACUGAGUACUUUCGAAUGAGUAAGCGAAGGUGGUUCUUUGAACCAAAGGAUGUCAGAUUCGUCGAGUUUUCGGUACAGAACAUGGGAGAACUGGCAGGAAUCAUAAACGGCUUCGAUGAAAGGAACCCGGCACUGCCGCCUGAAGAACUUGUUCGGCAGGGAACGACUUGGGAAUACAAGCCACGCCCACGAGGCCCACCAGUUCCCAGUAACAUCAUCUUACAUGAACUCACAUCGAAGAAGAGUAAAUUGCAUACCAGCACCACAUGGUCUCGAAGAAUGCCGAAGAAGCUAAAUACGAGUAUCUAUGCAAUACCAGAUCCCAACGAAGCUGCCUUCGGUUGGGGAAUUCACAUCUUCGAGGGAUAUAAUGUUUUCCUCAUCACGAUUUUGAUCUCUGUCCUGGCACUACUUGGCUCAGCUGGAUGUAUACUCGCGACAGCGCUUUGGUGGACGUUGAGAGAUGACUUGAAUGGUGCCCUGGCACUUGGUGCUGCUUUAGCAGCCCUCCUAGCCGUCUUACUUGGGUGGGCUGUCUCUUUUCUGCAGGGUGUGAACAGGUCUUGA
Messenger RNA from Mollisia scopiformis, 1098 nucleotides. RefSeq lists its product as uncharacterized. Bases 1 to 1098 code for a protein of 365 amino acids. The record is from RefSeq and is a predicted model, not a curated record. The transcript is spliced from 3 exons. Lineage: Eukaryota; Fungi; Ascomycota; Leotiomycetes; Helotiales; Mollisiaceae.